Cuscuta campestris is the source of this 1313-nucleotide messenger RNA. Lineage: Eukaryota; Viridiplantae; Streptophyta; Magnoliopsida; Solanales; Convolvulaceae. The record is from the annotation of a GenBank genome assembly.
AUCAGAAGGAGAUAGCCCCAUAAUCUCUCCCUCGAGCAAAGAAAUAAAGAUUGGAGUACUAAUUAAAGGUUGAUUCAAAUCUACUUGAAGAGUGAUUUUCCUUGCAGCAAAGUGUUGUGUUUUACCCAAAAAGUGCAACAAUAACCCUAGGCAGAAAAGGACGAAUCAUACCAGAUUUGAGUGCAUUGCUUUUUCAUUGUUUUUUUGGUAUCCGUCUUGCCACAACUAUGGUCUCGAUUUUGGAUAAAAUUAUUGUGACCAUGGACGAUGCUUUGAACAAACUUCUUGGGGUGUUGAAGAAUAUCUUUUAUGGAAGAGUUGAGUUUCAUGACGGAGUCUGUAUAGCUUAUGAUCAUGUGGAUGAAAUUUUGAAGACGUUCCACUUAUUUCGUCAUCUUUUAGAUCUAUCGGAUUCUGAUUCUGAGUUAUAUGCGUUCAAUGUGGAAAUCUCUUGCUCGAUACAAGAUUUGGUGCGUGGUACUCCAAUGGCAUUGAGUGAUAUUCCCUUGGAGUUAAAAAGUUUCAAAAUAAGGAUGAUGAAUGCUAUAAGGAAUCUUCUCGGCAUUCCCAUUGCUCCACCUGAUCUGUUCCCCACAACCACUCUACACAAUCCUACAUCUACUGAUGUGGAGCGUACGAUUGGGGAUUCAGUGAGAGUUCCUGCAGUUGAUGCUGGUGGUGUUUCUGUUGAAGCAGGAAAAGUUUCCCGCUCACUUGUGCUCGGCUAUGGUACAUCUGAAUUUCAUCAAUUUCUUCAUACAUUUUUUCACAAAUACGACAUCAAUGGAGAAAGACACGGAAACCACCGGCUACCCCAGAAUACAAAUAGGACUCAAUGUGGAGAUGGCAAUGACAAAUAUAGGGGUCUCAGCAAGGAGAUGGUGCAAGAGUUGGAAAGAUUCCUUCAAAAACAAUCUCAAUUUAUGGGCUUAUUAAUAUCGGGUGCAAUGUCGGGGACAAAACGGAUUCUCAGAAGCACUGGGAAUGAAACAGAGAAGACAAAGAAACUUGUGGGAACAUUGUCGCUUGAGAAUGGAAAAGGUGGAGGUAGUUACCAGAGUACUGUUCAUGUUCUUCAACAUUCGACACAGCAGAGUAGUAUAUGUCAAGAUUGAUGACAUCAAAAUGUUAAGGAUGAGAUGAAUGAAGCUGUCCAGUAUAAUGUUUUGGAAGAAGAUUUUGCCAGGCUUGAGGGAGAGACAAAUAUUGGAGAAGAAGUUAAUGGACAAAGGAGUGAAAGGCCCAUAAGACUUCAAAGGUAAACCCAAAUGUUGCUACCAAACAAAGGCAUUUAAUCAAAUUGAGAAAUUUAA